AUGGCAGACACUAUGCUGAGCUUUGCUUUGGAGAAACUUUCAACCCUCAUAACUGCAGAGGCAGAAUUGCUAGGUAGCCUAUCAGAUGAUGUUAGAAAGUUGCAAUAUGAAUUAGAUAGCAUCAAAGAAGUUCUCAAGGAUGCUGAAAAGAAAGCUGAAGUAGAUAAUGGCAUCCGUGUGUGGCUGACGCAACUAAGAGAAAGCGCUUACCACAUUGAGGAUGUUAUUGAUCAAUACUUCCUGCUCAAGCAGCAACAGCAGCAACAACAACAACAUUUGUUGCAAUCUGACUAUAAUAAAAGUCUGAAAAAUCAGUUCUUACUGAUGAUAAACAAAAUCAGUAAGCGGGUGAAGAGCGCAUUUGCUUGUAUCACACAGCUGAAACCCAAACAUGAGUUAAGCUCUGAGAUGAAAAAGAUUCUAGCUGAUAUUAAUUGGCAAGACCCUCGAGUUUCCUCCCUCUUCAAGGAUGAGUCUGAGCUUUUCGAUUUUACUCGUAAGAAGACGCAAAUCUUUAGCUGGUUGAAUUUGGAGCAGCAAAAUGAUCAAGAUCGUACGAAGAUACAAGGCCCUCGUGCUGUCAUAGCCGUGGUUGGUAUGGGAGGAUUAGGCAAAACAACGCUUGUUCGGAAAGUGUAUGAAGAUAAGAAGGUCAAAGAAGGCUUCUCUGUGUAUGCCUGGGUGACAGUCUCUCAAUCAUACAGAUGGAGGGAUUUGCUAAAUAGCAUCUUUAAGCAAGUUCACGCGGAGCCUUCUUUACAAUUAGAUACAUCUGAUGAGCACACCAUUAUCAGUAAAUUAAGGAUCCACCUUGAGGAAAAGAGGUACAUAGUCGUGUUCGACGAUGUAUGGGAUUCAAAGCUGUGGGAAUAUGUUGAAAAUGCUUUACCCAAUAACAAAAGAUGCAGUGCAAUAAUGAUAACCACGCGAGAAGUAGACGUGGGUGGUGCUUGGAAUGAUCCAUCAAGUGGUCAUCAUCUCUAUAAGUUGGAACCUCUAAGUGCAAAAGCAUCAUGGGAUCUUUUUUGUCAUAAGACAUUUGGUAAUACAAAUUGUCCUCCUGAAUUGGAAAAUUUGUCAUGGGAAAUGGUGGGGAAAUGUGAAGGAUUACCACUUGCGCUUGUAGCGAUUGCAGGGCUUUUGUCCACCAAAGAGAAGAUUAUUUCGAGUGGAUUAAGCUGUACAAUAGUUUUGGUUUUGAGAUGGAAGUAA
Messenger RNA from Beta vulgaris subsp. vulgaris (sugar beet), 1212 nucleotides. RefSeq names its product putative disease resistance RPP13-like protein 3. The transcript is spliced from 3 exons. Gene Ontology annotation, biological process: defense response to other organism. The coding region runs from base 1 to 1212 and encodes 403 amino acids. NCBI's taxonomy places the organism in Eukaryota, Viridiplantae, Streptophyta, Magnoliopsida, Caryophyllales, Amaranthaceae. The record is from RefSeq and is a predicted model, not a curated record. Gene Ontology annotation, molecular function: ADP binding.